GAGGCGCGGUCUCUCGAGCUCAUGGCGGGUUUGUUGCGCGCGCCCGGCCGGAUAAUGCGGCUUCCGAGUAGCAAACUUUGGUUUCUCUUGCCUCGCGGCCUCGGGGUUUGGGGCCCCGGGGAGGGGACCGCGAAGGUCAUGCUGGGGCGGCUCCGCGCGCCGCCAGAGGAGGCGUGGCGGGCCUCGGGGCUCGUUGGCAGCUGCCUGCGGUGCCGGCUCCUCAGCACGGCGAGGCAGCCCCCGCCCGGGUCGUCAGGACUGGAGCCGAAGGGCGGCGGAGACCCCACGCGCCCCUCGCAGCCCCGGCCUGUUUCCUGGAAGUCCUUAGCCAUCACAUUUGCUAUUGGAGGAGUUUUACUGGCUGGGAUGAAGUACUUCAAGAAAGAAAAGACAGAGAAGCUGGAGAAGGAACGGCAGCGAAGCAUCGGAAAGCCUUUACUUGGGGGCCCAUUUUCCCUCACAACUCAUACUGGCGAGCCCAAAACUGAUAAGGACUACCUCGGUCAAUGGGUAUUGAUUUAUUUUGGUUUCACUCAUUGCCCUGAUAUCUGUCCAGAAGAACUAGAAAAAAUGAUUCAAGUUGUGGAUGAAAUAGAUAGUAUUCCAACUCUGCCAGAUUUAACUCCACUUUUCAUCACUAUUGACCCGGAGAGGGACACAAAAGAAGCCAUCGCAAAUUAUGUAAAAGAAUUUUCUCCCAAACUGAUUGGCUUAACUGGCACAAAAGAAGAGAUCGAUCAAGUGGCCAGAGCAUUCAGAGUGUAUUACAGCCCUGGCCCCAAGGAUGAAGACGAGGACUACAUAGUGGAUCAUACAAUCAUAAUGUACUUGAUUGGACCAGAUGGUGAGUUUCUAGAUUAUUUUGGCCAGAACAAGAAGAAUGCAGAAAUAGCUGCUUUGAUUGCUGCGCACAUGAGGGAACACAGGAAAAAGAGCUAGCCAAAGCAGCGCGGCCGUGCGCUCUUCUGCUAAAGAGGAAGGAAGCUUUGUCUCCCGUAGGGGCUGAUACUUAUAUGUGUAUACAUGCAACCUACAGAAUGGCCUUCGUACCAGGAGAACACCUAAAUUUGGGGCAGGGCAUGCUACUCUUGGGUUCAGCAAGGAUGGAUUCUUAACCAGAAGUCUCCCAAAUGGUCGCCUUGAGACCAGAGGACCAAGUUGCCGUGAAGCCAGCGGAAUGGACCUCAGGGAAGGACACAGCUGGAGAAGACGCAGCCGUGGGGUCUCCACGUGAGCAGAGCCCUCUGAUCAGCAUGGCUGUCCCUCCAGUGUCUUGGACUCUUGCUCUGGCAGGUUGUAGUGAAUUUCCAGGGAGAGCGUAACUUCCAUAGUGACCUUGCUUUCCUCUUUGAGUUCUUGGUGGCUGAUAACAAUCAAAUUAGGCUCUCUACAUUCACAGUUAACCUUUAUGCUUGAAAGCAUUAGUGUAGUCUUGCUUGUUAAUGAAGACCACUGUCAGGUUUGCAUUGUGUUCCCCUGUCAGCAGGUGCUGAUUUUAUUAAUGUAGAGAAAAGCUGUUGUUUGGGGCAAACCAUUAGAUCAGAUUCCCUAGGGACCUUUCAUGUGAUUUUUAGCUGAACGAUGUGCCAGGCUUUCAGGGACCUGCCAAAUGGGUGUAAGAGGAUACAGACCAUGAGUGUGUACAGAGUACCCUCCUGCCUGUACCGGAUUGCACUUGUCUGAAAUAAAGGUGUGCUUUUGCAGCUUGGACAACCGUGGCCUUUCUUGUGGGUGCAGAGAUGGCAGCUUAUAGCUCUCUGGGCUGAGACCCCCAGACUCGAGGGGGCAGGUAGGUGGGUGCUUGUUAGAGUGCAGGUUCCCAGGCCCAGGGCUGGGUUCACUGAGCUGAGGAAGGAUGCAAAGACCUGCGUUCACACCUGCCACCCCAGGUGCCUCUGAUGCGGUGGCUGGGGGACUGGGGCCUUGAGAGACUGUUUUGAGGGUGGAGGGGGGCAGGUUUGCUUCUGGGCGAGUUAGGUGCGUCAUCUUCUGGUGUAUCCAUCCACAAAGUGCUAGGCAGACAGCCAUUCAGGAAGAUGCUGGCUUUUGUUUCUGAAACAAAAACUACUCAAAACUUCCCUGCUGUCUGGACUUGACCAUUUAUCACCAUUCUCCACCUGAAACUGCUGCAAAGCCUCUGAAAGUCUCAACAGACCGUAACAGGUGUGGCGCCUCAUCAGACAUGGGCUUUCCUUGCACAUCAGUUCUGUGCUCUGUGCACGUGGCAUGGCGCUGUCUUUUGGUUUUUAAAUUCUCAAUGUUAAAACCUACUAUAGAUAUUUAUGUCAAGGCAUGUGAAAAAGAAAAGUCAUAAACUCUAUAGUGGUUAUGGGCCGAACUUUCCCCCAGAUUCAUGUGUUUGUUGAAGUCCUAACCCAAUGGAGGCAGUCUCUAAAAGGGUGAUGAAGUUAAAAUGAGGCCUUUAGGGAAGGCCCUCAUCCAACAUGCCUGGUGUUCUUAUGAGAAGAUAUUGGGACACAGGCACAGAGGAGACCAUGUGAAGACACAGAGAGGCCUCCAGAAACAAGCCCUGCCGACCCAUUGAUCUGGGACUUCUAGCCGCCAGAACUGCUGAGACAAUAAACAUCUGUGGUUCAAGCCCCGGUGCUGUGGUACUUUGUGAAAGCGCCCUAGUGAACUCAUACAGUGCCAUUCUCCUUUUAGGUUCCCUUACUAAAAAAAUACCAAGAUUUAGUUUAUAUAAACUUCAACUCAGUAGUUGGUUUGGAAUGACUUUCCCAGGAACCUUGUCAAGAACGUGAGGAACUUAAUAAAAGACUACUCUCAUGUAACAAAGAUCUUAAGUAUCUAAAAUGCCAGACGUUUGAAAAGAUGGUCUGUUUUAAGCCACAGAACAUUUGUGUGGAUCACUUGGCAGCAGCUUGUGCCGGAGAAAAUUCAGUCUUCAUUCUCAGCUGUUGCAGGUUAGAGCUUGUGUCAUGAUCCAGGAAAGGAACAGAAGCUUUUGAAGAAACUUUUAUUUGCUCUUCAUUCCAGUGUCAAGUUUAGAGGCUUAGAAGCAGGGAAAGGCACCUCAGAGAUGACAAUCCAAAUCUCUCUACUCAUGAGCGGACAAUCCCAGAGAUUAAGGUGCUGGCUUCACUCCUGAAUCUAGAUUAGAACUUGGGUCCCAAUAUCUAGUCAGGUCCCUGCCUGUCCCAGUGCUGUGGGGCACUCAUGGGGACCUUGUGAACCCAGACAAAACGGGGGCUCUGUGCACCCAUGGGGCAGCCUUUCCAUUGUGAAUCUCGGGAAAUUAAAAUCAAGGCUGCCUCUCAGCAAAGUGCCACUUGCAGACCUUGACCUGGAUGGGCUAUGGUGUUUGUGCUGGACUGUUCAGCGGAAUUAAUAUUCUAAGAAAUGGCAUUUAUUCGAAAAUUAUAAGAAUGCUGUCCAUGCAGCAGGCCCGGAAGUACUUUCUGCAUCUGGCUGUCCGUGAGGUAGCUAAUACCUCAGGUGUAAGAGCCGAGACUCACUGAAUACCGGUAGAAAGCCCGUGUGGGGUGGACAGCUAAUGGGAACCCAGUAAAUGAUUUGAAAUUGUGAAUGCAUCUGCAUGAGAG
Molecule: messenger RNA, 3563 nt
Organism: Globicephala melas (long-finned pilot whale)
Lineage: Eukaryota; Metazoa; Chordata; Mammalia; Artiodactyla; Delphinidae
Gene: SCO1
Product: synthesis of cytochrome C oxidase 1
Biological process (GO): mitochondrial respiratory chain complex IV assembly
Source: RefSeq, a predicted model, not a curated record